Ustilaginoidea virens is the source of this 414-nucleotide messenger RNA. RefSeq lists its product as uncharacterized. Lineage: Eukaryota; Fungi; Ascomycota; Sordariomycetes; Hypocreales; Clavicipitaceae. The coding region runs from base 1 to 414 and encodes 137 amino acids. The transcript has a single exon. The record is from RefSeq and is a predicted model, not a curated record.
AUGGCCUCGCAACCGUCCCUCGUGCCCGCCGCCCGGAUGGCCCUCCUCAACCAGCUCUCCCUGCACGCCUCCCAGCGCGCGUCGCAGGUCCGCCCGCCCGCGCAGCCCGCGCAGCCCGCGACGCCCGCGCCGCCUUCGCCCGCCGCCCCGCCGGCCCCCCCCGACGACGAGCUCCUCCGCACGAGCGGCCUCAACGACGGCCUGGGCUACGCGCCCGACCCGUCGGCCCGCGAGGCCGCGCUGCGCGACGCCAAGCUCCGCGGCAAACUGCUCGGCAAGCGCAAGAGCAAGGCGGCGCAGGGCAAGGCGCAGGGCGCCGCCGCCCUGGCCGAGAGCGAGAGCGACGACGACGAGGGGCGCUCGUCGCUCGGCAGGCGUAAAAAGGCCAAGAAGGACGGCGGUGAGCAAAAGUGA